CUUGCCUGCUUUAUAAACAUGAAACCCAUCCAGAGAUUUUACAAGGGACCAAUCUCCACUUUUCUGGUAUAAAUUAUGGACCCACAUCCCAAACCAGAGCCCUGUCCCCAAACCAAACACAUUAGGCUACUGGUGCCACCUUGUGGUGGAUGUUGGGUAGGCCUAGGCUUUUCAAAAGUGUGUUUGUCCAGCUGUUGUAACAUUGUAAUAUAACAUGCAUUAGUAGUUAAAGAAACAUUUGCUAAAUGCGAUGCAGUUGGCCUUAAAUUUAAAAAAUAAAAUCCUGAACUCUCGGGUUCCAGGCCAACUCAUUUUGUAGCCUACACUGGUGUUCUUACCCAGAUACGACUGCAUGUCCCAUCAUGCCCUCCUACAACGUUACCAUAGUAGCAAAGUGAGCUUGCUGCUCUGCUGUGUGUUCACACACAGCCAUGGCUAGCAGUCCGCAUCGAGUGUUUGCGGCUCUUCUCCCAGUAUCAUCUGAUUCCUUUGGUGAUGAAAACUUGGUCGGUCGAGCAGGGAAACAGACCGCAGCAGACCUGCAAGUACCUCCAAGAGAAGUACAGGUUACGGGAAAUGCCGAGUUGUCCAGUCCGCCCGACAGGGCUGCCGUUUCUAUCAGUGUUAGCAGCAGCAAAGACUGCGUAAAUGAUGUGAAGAACAGUGUCUCGAGACGCGUGGAAUACAUUCUUCAAACUCUACGGCAGCACGACGUGAAGGAGGUAGACACGGUCGUAACGAAAGACAUGCAAAGAUUGGAUGACCUUUACAUCAUGGAGGCUGAUGUACGAGUGGUGUUCUCAGAUUUCGACAAGAUGCAGAGAGUGCGAGCUGUGUUGUUGGAGAAGUUGGACAAAAGUGUGUGUGUAGGGGCUCCACAGUUCACCCACAGCCCAGAGUGUCUCAGUAUAAUGAGGCGCCGUGUGUGCGUGGCGGCGGUGGAGAACGCGCGGCUGAAGGCCAGCGAGGUGUGCGGCUCUCUGGGCCAGGCCCUGGGACGGCCCCUGCUGGUGCGUGAGGAGGAGUGCCGGGAGUGGAGCGGCGGAGGAGGGGACGCGGCACCCACGUUACAUCAGAGGACGGGACUCGUCACCCUCACGGUGUCCGCGCGCGUGUUUGUGACCUUUGAACUGCGACCCAAAGACAGAUGCAGGAAGAAGCUAUAGGGAGCUACGUAUAAGGGGUGCAAGUCAUUUCUCCAAACUCGCGUUAUUUCCUCUCCUGUCCUUUUUUAGGUAUGUGGGUAAAGUCCAUUUUACAGUAUACUGGAUAUCUAUCUAACAUUUAAAACACAAAUGUGAUCCAUCUGGAAAAUAACACUGGCUGUCAGACCCAUUUUGAAACAUAAGCCUUGUAGCAGAUGAGGAAAUUUGCCUAAGUUAAUUUCUUUUCCAGAUACUUUACCCAACUCCACAACAAGGACAGAGGAAAGAGCGCCAUUUUAGAGAACUAACUUGCACCCACGGUGAUUGUUCGGAUGUAGGCAAUCACUUCUCUACUCAGGUGCUGAGCUGACCCUGGGCCUAGCCCAAGUGGGUGCUUCACCAUACCAAAAAAAAUCCUCUUUUUUUACCCAUGUGAAGGACUAAGCCCCACUCUUUGGAAAAUUCUUCGCAACACCAGCUUCUCCAGGUUAGUAAUGAUUGCUAUUGCGUAAAUGACGCAUCAUUCUCAGCGACUUCUGGUGUUGGUUGGAUGUGGAAAACUAGCCAUGUCUGUCAGUAGUAGCAAGUCAGGUUUAGUUGAUGGUGGAGGGAUUCAUAGCGGUAUUGUUUGGGAUCACAUAAGAAGACCAUCGGAAUAUGGAAUCAUGAAAUGAAUCCUAAAGGUAGAGGAUGCAAUUUUCGUCAUUUAGCGUCAAAAUAUAUGCUGCCUAUUCAUAAAUUUGAUCUUUUCGUGAAUAUUUACUCAGUUAUAAACUAACAUUUACUGGUCUGACCAUAGCACAGUAAGAUGUGUAGGCCAAGACGUCUAUAACUGGUAAUUAUGUAAUUAUUAUAUAAAUGGC
Messenger RNA from Engraulis encrasicolus (European anchovy), 2008 nucleotides. RefSeq names its product interleukin-1 receptor-associated kinase 1 binding protein 1 (gene irak1bp1). The record is from RefSeq and is a predicted model, not a curated record. The transcript has 4 exons. Gene Ontology annotation, biological process: canonical NF-kappaB signal transduction; immune response. The coding region runs from base 432 to 1166 and encodes 244 amino acids. Lineage: Eukaryota; Metazoa; Chordata; Actinopteri; Clupeiformes; Engraulidae.